Molecule: messenger RNA, 1831 nt
Organism: Triticum dicoccoides
Lineage: Eukaryota; Viridiplantae; Streptophyta; Magnoliopsida; Poales; Poaceae
Product: probable inorganic phosphate transporter 1-4
Exons: 1
Coding region: 30-1664 (544 amino acids)
Biological process (GO): transmembrane transport; phosphate ion transport
Cellular component (GO): membrane
Molecular function (GO): phosphate transmembrane transporter activity
Source: RefSeq, a predicted model, not a curated record
GGGCCUUUGACAAGCACGAGCCACACGCCAUGGCUCGAGAGCUCAAGGUGCUCGGCGCGCUGGACGCCGCCAAGACGCAGUGGUACCACUUCACGGCCAUCGUGAUCGCGGGCAUGGGCUUCUUCACCGACGCCUACGACCUCUUCUCCAUCUCCCUCAUCACCAAGCUCCUGGGCCGAAUCUACUACUUCGACCCGAGCUCAGCCGCGCCGGGCUCGCUCCCGCCCAACGUCUCCGCCGCCGUCAACGGCGUCGCCUUCUGUGGCACUCUCGCCGGGCAGCUCUUCUUCGGCUGGCUCGGCGACAAGAUGGGCCGGAAGAAGGUCUACGGCAUGACGCUCAUGAUCAUGGUGCUCUGCUGCAUCGCCUCCGGCCUCUCCUUCGGGUCCAGCGCCCACGGCGUCAUGGCCACCCUCUGCUUCUUCCGCUUCUGGCUCGGCUUUGGCAUCGGCGGCGACUACCCGCUCUCCGCCAGCAUCAUGUCUGAGUACGCCAACAAGCGCACCCGUGGUGCCUUCAUCGCCGCCGUAUUCGCCAUGCAGGGGUUCGGCAACCUCACCUGCGGCGUCGUUGCGAUCAUCGUCUCGGCUGCAUUCAAGGAGCGGUUCGACGCGCCCGCGUACAGGGACGACCGGGCCGGCUCCACCGUGCCGCAGGCCGACUACGUGUGGCGCAUCGUCCUCAUGUUCGGCGCCGUCCCGGCGCUCCUCACCUACUACUGGCGCAUGAAGAUGCCCGAGACGGCGCGCUACACCGCGCUCGUGGCCAAGAACGCAAAGCUGGCCACGUCCGACAUGGCGCGGGUGCUCAACGUGGAACUCGUCUCCGACGAGGCGGAGCAGCCAGUGCCCGUCGGACACGGUGACCGCGAGCAGUUCGGGCUCUUCUCCAAGGAGUUCGCUCGGCGCCACGGCCGGCACCUGCUGGGCACGACGGUGUGCUGGUUCGUCCUCGACAUCGCCUUCUACUCGCAGAACCUGUUCCAGAAGGACAUCUACACGGCGGUGGAGUGGCUGCCCAGGGCGGACACCAUGAACGCGCUGCAGGAGAUGUUCAAGAUCUCGCGCGCGCAGACGCUGGUCGCGCUGUGCGGCACCAUCCCAGGGUACUGGUUCACGGUGUUCCUCAUCGACGUCGUCGGCCGCUUCGCCAUCCAGCUCGGCGGCUUCUUCUUCAUGACGGCGUUCAUGCUGGGGCUCGCCGUGCCGUACCACCACUGGACGACCCCCGGGAACCAUGUGGGCUUCGUCGUCAUGUUCUCGCUCACCUUCUUCUUCGCCAACUUCGGGCCCAACUCCACCACCUUCAUCGUGCCGGCAGAGAUCUUCCCGGCACGGCUGCGGUCGACGUGCCACGGCAUCUCGGCGGCUGCCGGGAAGGCGGGCGCCAUUGUGGGGUCGUUCGGAUUCCUGUAUGCUGCCCAGAGCACUGAUUCCACGAAGACGGACGCCGGGUACCCGCCUGGCAUCGGCGUCCGUAACUCGUUGUUCGUGCUCGCCGGGUGCAACGUGGUCGGGUGUCUGUUCACGUUCCUCGUGCCGGAGCCCAACGGGAAGUCGCUGGAGGAGCUCUCAGGCGAGAUCGAGGAGGAUGACAUGCCCGAAGACACGCCAUCUGCAGCAGCCCGGGAAGAGAGGAGCACGCCGGCACCCGCGGCUUCAUAGAUGGCUUGAUAGAAGUUACAAUAAUGGAAUAUGUAUGCGUUACCACUGCUAAUAGGUGUACUCUUCGGAGUCAAUUACACUGGUGGUGCCGGCGUGUAAAAUAAUAGGUGUACCUUCGUUUUGUUUUAUUUACUUUGCAUACUAGAUAAUACUGGGCACUUAGUUGA